This is a messenger RNA of Sinocyclocheilus grahami, 1639 nucleotides long. Its product is annotated as nectin-4-like. The transcript has 12 exons. The record is from RefSeq and is a predicted model, not a curated record. Bases 230 to 1639 code for a protein of 469 amino acids. Gene Ontology annotation, biological process: heterophilic cell-cell adhesion; homophilic cell-cell adhesion. Gene Ontology annotation, cellular component: adherens junction. NCBI's taxonomy places the organism in Eukaryota, Metazoa, Chordata, Actinopteri, Cypriniformes, Cyprinidae.
ACAGAGUUUAAUCAUGAGUUUAGCAGCCUCAGGAUCGUUCCGUACACGUUCUGCUCAUGAUUUGUGACAGAACUGCAAUUUUACUUUGCAUGCUUUUUUUAAUCGUUCAAAUGUAGACAAACGGUGGAGUUUAAGAACAGUUGAAGAUGGAUUAACAGAAGAAUCGAGUGAGAACAUGAGAGAUGUGUUGAGGAAUAACAGAAAUACACUGCCAGAAUAAACCAGCAGCAUGAUGAAACUGCUGGCCUGCAUCAGUGUGAUCGGCUUCAGGUUGAUGGUCUGUGUUCACAGUGAGUUUAUCGAGCCGUCUCCGUCUCUGGCCCUGCGCUCAUUCUCCAGCACGCAGACCCGGAUGCCCUGUCGCUUUAUGGUGGAGGCCGAUGAACAAGUGGUGCAAGUGACCUGGUCCAGACAGAAACCUGGAGGAGAACGAGAACAGAUUAUCGUGGGACACUUUACUGAAGGACCUAUAGUGUCUCCUGAUUUUCUGAGUCUCGUUCAGUUCGAGAGCUCCGACCCGACCGUCGACUCCACGCUGCUGAUUCUGAACACAAAGAAGGCCGAUCAGGCCACAUACACCUGCCACAUCUCCAUCUUUCCCUCUGGAAGCUUCCAGAGACAAAUCAGCCUGACCGUCUGGAGGGUGCUCCGAUUGAUCGGCUGUGCUGCAGUUCCUCCUGAUGCAGUGAUCGCUGAUUCUGGCUCCUGGAGAGUAGGACACUCCGGAUCAGAGCUCAGAUGUGUGGUUAAAGGAAACCCGCUGCCGCAAAACGUCACAUGGAGCAGGAAGGACGACCGUCUGCCAGCAGGAGUGUUGGUGAAGGAGGACAGACUGAUGUUCGUCAGGCCUCUGAACGUGACGGAUGAAGGCGUGUACGUCUGCCAGACAGCAAACAGCGCGGGAAUCGCUAAAGCAGAGUUUAAAGUGGAGAUCGGAAGUAGGUGUUUAAUCUACUGGAAGGACGACCGUCUGCCAGCAGGAGUGUUGGUGAAGGAGGACAGACUGAUGUUCGUCAGGCCUCUGAACGUGACGGAUGAAGGCGUGUACGUCUGCCAGACAGCAAACAGCGCGGGAAUCGCUAAAGCAGAGUUUAAAGUGGAGAUCGGAAAACGUUGGCCUGAAUCCGCUCGCGCUCUCGGAAGCCCGUCAGAGACUCUCCUCAUCAUCAUAGGAGCGUCUGUCGCCGGGGUUUUGGUCAUCGUCAUCGUGAUCGCCAUCAUUUUAAUUAACUGUCACCUUAGACGCAAGAACAGGAAACUUAAACGAGCGCUCAGCACCAGAACGGAGGAGAUGAUCAGUCUGUCGCGACAGGUGUCCAUGAGGAGACUCGACUCCUUCAACGGUGAUCUCAGGACAGCGCUGGAGGAGAUUGCACUGAUUCAGAUGGACAGUGUGACGAAGGGCAGUGUUUUAUCUGUGGAGGAUCGUUCAACACUGAGCGACGUGAAAGGCAGACAUGGAGACAGAGAGUAUGACAGUCUGGGACGUCCCGCCAUAUACACGGCGUACCGGCCGGCGCGAUCCAGCAGAAACAUAAGAGAGAUCGAGGAGGAGAGAAAUGAGCGCAGACGGAGAGUCGAGUCCUAUGUCAAAUCCAGCAGCAUGUCACUGGUGCUCCUUUUGUGUCGGUUGCCAUGA